CUUCAAUGAAGUAUCUAAUGCUUAACUUAAUACUUUCAGCCUGCGCGGAACAAUGAAACAUCAACCUUUCCACCACCAUCUACGCCACGAUACAAUGCGUACGUAGGCAAAUGCGUCUUGUUUUAACAUCACUUGGUGAAUAUAUCCCCUCAUCCAUCACCUUACCUAUGAUCUAGGUGAUUAGGUACUUGAGCGCAUACCUUCUUUCCUAAUGAGCGCUGUUUCAUCCUUCAGUUGGCAUUGAUUCCUUUUUCGGUGGAUCCAUACCAAGUACCCGUUCAACUUCCUUUCUUAGUUGGUUGUCGGUUUCCGUCGUCAAUCGUCAAGCCCUCGAUCUUCUAUCACCAAGCAAAUCAACAUACCAUGGCUCCGCUUUGGGGAUCAUCAUGGUCCUCUACCUGGGGUUCUCUAUCCGGAUAUAGCGCUGUUCAAAAUGGCGAGCAGAGUACAGCGACAAGCUCUGCUACGGAUUCAUCCCACCUUAAACCGAGCGUCGGCCAGAUCUUGAUGUCAAAACGAGUGCGAUAUGCUGCCAUUUCCUUCGCCACCUUCGGCUUAUUCUUUCUCGCCUUUCGAAACUACGAUCGCUUACCAUCCAUCGAGAGCUUUCGAGGAAGCACUGCCGCUGCCGGCGCCAAUUCAGAUUGCCCUCCCGCCGUCGUACCAUCUUACGAAGAAGCACAGGUCAAUUGGUCGCGAUUCGCCUACACGCAAUAUGUCACUAAUGCUGCGUAUUUGUGUAACUCUGUCAUGAUCUUCGAGACCUUGUUCCGACUGGGCAGCAAAGCCGACCGUGUCAUGAUGUAUCCCGAGACCAUGAUGGACCCAGGAGAGACGAACCCGUCGUCAGAAGAGGCUAAGUUGAUCGUCAAGGCCCGGGACGAGUAUAAGGUCAAGCUAGUACCCGUUUCGGUUCAGCGAAGGGCCGGUGGUGAUGCUACCUGGGCCGAAUCCUUCACCAAGCUUCUUGCUUUCAACCAAACCCAAUACCAACGCGUGCUGAACGUCGACUCGGAUGCCACUAUUCUUCAAACCAUGGACGAGUUGUUCCUCAUACCACCAUGCCCUGUCGCCAUGCCUCGCGCCUACUGGCUAUUCCCGGACAAUAAAAUCUUGUCAUCCCAACUAAUGCUAGUCCAGCCGAGUGCAGUUGAAUUCGACAGGAUUUUGAAGAAGAUGGAGUCGGCUGGCCGCAACGACUACGACAUGGAAAUUGUGAACCAGUUAUAUAUUGACACUGCCAUGAUCCUCCCUCAUCGCCCUUAUGACCUAUUAACAGGCGAGUUCCGCGGCGACAACCACGAGAAUUAUCUUGGCACUGACAGGGAGGAGUGGGACCCUGUUGCCAUCUUCAACGAGGCCAAGUUCCUCCACUUCUCCGAUUGGCCCGUACCGAAGCCGUGGAUUUCGAUGUCUGAUUCGAUGCGGCAAGAUAAGCAACCUAAGUGCGUAGAGAAGAACGGUCAAGAGGACUGUUCGGCUCGGGAACUAUGGAAUGGCUUCUAUGAUGAUUUCGCACAGAGGCGCUCAACUGUUUGCAGCACCAGAAAGAAGGGGAAGCGGUGAAUCAGUGAAACUUGUGUAGGUUCAUUUGGUUUAUUUUGGCAAUGAAAAAAAAAUAUCGAAUUGUAUUUUAUGUGGCAUGAUAUGUUAUAGAUACCAGCAUCGACAAGCAUGUCCUUGCGUCUCCGUUUGAGAGAGUGUUAAUAUGUAGCGGACUAUUCUUUUGGAUAUGCUUUCAGGAGUUAUAGGAUGACCUGUUUAAUACAAGGCAUUGUGUCUUGACGUUGAUAUUCGAGUAAACACUACUAAAUAUUCUCA
Molecule: messenger RNA, 1821 nt
Organism: Annulohypoxylon truncatum
Lineage: Eukaryota; Fungi; Ascomycota; Sordariomycetes; Xylariales; Hypoxylaceae
Product: glycosyltransferase family 8 protein
Exons: 3
Coding region: 364-1566 (400 amino acids)
Molecular function (GO): glycosyltransferase activity
Source: RefSeq, a predicted model, not a curated record